Messenger RNA from Aspergillus nomiae NRRL 13137, 2583 nucleotides. Its product is annotated as splicing regulator NSRP1-like domain-containing protein. Lineage: Eukaryota; Fungi; Ascomycota; Eurotiomycetes; Eurotiales; Aspergillaceae. The coding region runs from base 1 to 2583 and encodes 860 amino acids. The record is from RefSeq and is a predicted model, not a curated record. Gene Ontology annotation, biological process: regulation of alternative mRNA splicing, via spliceosome. The transcript has 4 exons.
AUGCCGAGCGGACCCCGAACCAACGCCAGCGAUAAAAAGAAGCGAUGGAGAUGGGCACUUAGAAUCUGGGACUUAGUGGUUGACCAAUGGUUUCUUAUUGUCAUGGGCAUCCUGAUUGUCUUCGCCUCUCAGGUGCAGGUGCCAAAACCCCAUCAGCCGCUAAAGCAAACCGUUGUCAACUAUGUAGCGGUUUCCAUCAUUUUCUUCAUCAAUGGAUGUACACUUCCUACUCAGGUCCUAGUCGAAAAUCUGAGCCGCUGGAAAGUGCACAUCUUCACUCAAGUGCAAUGUUAUCUCCUGACCUCAUCGAUCAGUUAUGGCGUCGUCAGCGCCUGUGCAACCGACAAGCAUUUUAUGGAUCCGGCACUGUUGAUCGGAAUCAUCAUCCUGGGGUGUCUUCCUACCGCUAUCUCCUUCAACACUAUAAUGACCCGAAAGGCCAACGGAAAUGGAGCCUUGUCCAUCGCGCAGUCGACCAUUGGGAGCCUUCUUGGUCCAUUCCUGACGACAGCUUUGAUAAAGCUCUACACCAACACUGGCGCCUGGUACACAGACUUUCUGCCGGAGACCGAAGGAUUCACCGAAACCUAUCGAUAUGUCUUUAAGCAGCUGGGGCUUUCGGUUUUUGCCCCACUGCUGGUCGGGCAAAUCAUAGCCAGCGUGUUUCCACGCCUGGUGAAGACAGUGUUCGUAGAGUGGAAGAUGAGCAAAUUGAGCUCCUUUGCAUUAUUAGUCAUCAUCUGGAGUACUUAUGAUGGCGCAUUCGAGUCCGAUGCGUUUUCCGAAGUUCGAUCGGAUAACAUGGUGUUUGUCGUCUUUAUCUUGAUCGCACUGUUUCUGGUGUGCAUUGCCAUCGCCAUUCUGGUCUCAUGGCUAUGGCUCAGCCGCGAGGACACAAUAGCUGUGGCAUAUCUGGUGCCCACCAAAACGCCGGCGAUGGGUGUGCCAAUAACAACCAUCAUGUUUAUGGGGCUUCCUGAAGCCGCUCAGUCUAGGAUGAAGCUGCCCAUGGUCAUCUAUCAGGGAAUCCAAACAACCCUUAGUAGUUUGUUGACCAUCCCACUGAGGAGAUGGCAAGCUACUGAGUCUGCGCGGCGCCAAUUGGUGCAGGCGGAGACCUUGGAACUAGACGAUCAGUCUCAGGACACAGGCUCACAUAGGAGACCUGCGAUUAACCGAUCACACGCAGAACAAACCCUCCUAUCCCAAAAAUGCCGCCCCCAACGUUCUCCUACGGCCUCAAUCUCGCUAACAAAAAACAACCAAACGCGCGCCCCGGCGCCCGGGGCCCUUGGGCAAAAGCGCAAGAAAACCAUAUUCGACUCGGACUCGGACUCCGAAAGCAAAGACACGGGAAGCGGGGAAGUUGAGAUCUCCACACUCGGUGGACUAGAAGAGACGAAACGCACCUCGGCCUCAUCGGCAAAGCCAUCUACGACGGAACCUCCCGCGAAGCGCAAAGUGCCAUUCGGGGGAGGCGCAACGGGGAAACCGAACGUGAAGCCGCUGAGCAAGAGUUCUAUUUUCGCGGAUGACGAUGAGGAUGAGACGAUGGAGCAGCAGACGGGGGAUAGUGGGGCUUCAUUUGGGUUGAAUACGAAGAAGGGCGGUUCCGCAGCGGGGAAUAAGGAAUAUGUGAACCUGUCUGCGAUGCAUAGCAGUAAGAAGCAUGCGCAGGAUGCGGAGGAGCUCGAUCCGUCGAUUUAUUCUUACGAUGCGGUGUAUGAGAGCUUGCAUGCGAAGCCUGGGAAGGAGAAAGCGGCGGCGGAGAAUAAAAACGAGGGUCCGCGGUAUAUGGGGUCUUUGUUGCGGAGUGCGGAGAUCCGCAAGCGCGAUCAGCUUCGCGCGCGGGAUCGGAUGCUGGCUAAGGAGCGGGAGGCGGAGGGCGAUGAGUUUGCUGAUAAGGAGAAGUUUGUGACAUCUGCGUAUAAGAAGCAGCAGGAGGAAUUGCGGAAGAUGGAAGAGGAGGAGGCGGAGCGGGAGCGGCAGGAGGAAGAGCGACGGAAACAGAAUGGAAGUACUGGUAUGGUUGAUUUCUACAGGGACAUGCUAUCUCGGGGUGAACAACAGCAUGAGGCUGUUAUGAAGGCUACGGAAGAGGCUGCACGGCGGGUGCAGGCUGGAGAAGCUCCGGAAGAAACAGAGGAUCUCAAGGAGAAGACAGAAGCGCAGAAAGCCGAGGAGCUCAAUGCACAGGGUGCCCAUAUUGCCAUCAAUGACGAAGGACAGGUUGUCGAUAAGCGACAGUUGCUGUCUGCUGGUCUCAAUGCUGCCCCAAAACCCAAGCAACAGCCCUCUGCGGCCACGGCUGCUGCUGGAUCGCGCGCUUCUGCGCCAAGGUCCCGGUUCCAAUCGGAGCAACAGAGCGCUCGAGCUGGCCAGCGCGCUCGUCAAACAGAGAUGAUUGCUUCACAACUGGAAGAGAGAGCGCAACAGGAAGAAGCGGCCGAGGCAGCACGGCAGAAAGAAAUCGCAGAGCGCAGCCGCAGCCGCAAGACCGAGGGAGAUGUCUCGAGCGCAAAGGAGCGAUACCUGGCAAGAAAAAGAGAACGAGAAGCCGCCGCGAAAGGCAAGGGUGCCUAG